UCUCUCUCUCGUCCACGUGGCUUACCACCUGCUGGGCCCACGAUUGAGUCAUCUGAAUUGUUGGUAUGUUGGCACGGCGUUGGACACACCAAGAUCGCCUAUUCAAGCAAAACCACAAACACCUUGUGUGCACAACCAACAACCACCAAUUCCGUCAAGAAUAGUGUGCAACAAAGAGGCGUUUAUCUGAUUUUCUCUAUUUAUUGCCUGCAAGUAGGAGAUCAAGAAGAAAAAGUAAAGCAAUGGUCUUCAUUUCAUAGUAAAAAAACCCCAGUAUGCUGGCUUUGAUCUUCCCAUCUAGGAGAUUAUCAGAGCUCCAUUGCCUCUGAAGGCUUUGCACUCUAUACUGGAUUUUUUAUUCUCACGAAUGGCUUCCAUACUUGGGGGUAAUCCAGCCGUUGUUCUGUCGAGGCCCACCAUUAAUUGACCAUGCCCCCAAAAUUUCUGAGGUUGGAAUAUUGCAGCCACCCAUCAAUAGCCCAAAAAAAAAAAAAGAGUUGGAGACUCUGAGGCAGACACUCACCCCUCAACCACAUCAAAGUUGUGAUCAUCAGGAAGGCCCCACCAUGUAGAUGGCCAAGGACCAAAAUGGACCCAGCCCAUUCAUCAGGACUGGAACUGAAAUAAACCUGAACUUUUCCCAUACCAUUGAAUUUUGGUAGCUAUGAGAUGGAGAUGAAUAGGAUUGAAACAUGCUCCUCUUUAGGCAGCAUUUGGCUCUCUUUCCACAUGCCCCUUUCCUCCAGACCCGAUCCCUCGUCAACGUAAAGCUGAAAUGGGUGAAAGACAGGAUCCUAGACUCUGUUAUCGUGGGGGAGAGAGAUCUCAAAGCUGCAUGCGAGCUCAAAGACAAGCUUGCUAACGCCCCCAAUGCCUCUCUCCCCAUCUACAAACUCAACAGACGCCGUAGGCAGCUUGGCCUUUCCCACAUAAGAGUCUCAGCCUUCAUCAGGCAAUACCCCAACCUCUUCCAUGAAUUCCCUGACGCACACAGUGCUCCUGUUUUCCGACUCUCCCAAGAAGCCCUCAAACUCCAUCAAGAAGAGCUCCAAACCCUCCAGGAAAAUGAACCAAACCUUGUCCAAAGACUUUGUAAACUACUCAUGCUCACAGCUGAUAGAACCCUCCCUCUCCAUACAAUCGAUCAACUGAAAUGGGAUAUGGGCUUGCCAUUUAAUUACCAAGAAACCUUGAUCCCACACUACCCACAAUUCUUCAAACUUAUCUGUCUCCCUGAUGAUCGACCCGGCCUUAAACUCCUGACCUGGGACCCACACUUUGCUGUCUCCGAACUACAGAAGAACAAUGGAGGCGGCAAUGGUGAGAUCUUGGCGUUUCCUGUGAAAUUCACCCGAGGGUUUGGAUUGAAGCGGAAAUGCAUGGCGUGGUUGGAGGAAUGGCAGCAGCUCCCCUAUACUAGUCCUUAUGUGGGUCCGUCCGGUCUCGAUCCCCGGACAGAUGUUUCUGAGAAAAGGAUUGUGGGUGUUUUCCACGAGCUUCUCCACCUCACGAUUGGGAGAAGGACGGAGAGGGCAAAUGUGAGCAACCUACGGAAGCCGCUCCAGCUGCCACAAAAGUUCACAAAAGUGUUUGGCCGCCAUCCAGGGAUUUUCUACAUCUCACAGAAGUGCAACACGCAGACAGUUGUGCUGAGAGAAGCCUAUGACGGCCGGGAAUUGGUGCAGAAGCAUCCACUUGUAGGGAUCAGAGAGAGGUUCAAGAGCAUGAUGAGGACAGGGAAGCUGGAUAGGAGCAGAGGAGUUUAUAAGAAGGUGCCGAAUGAUGAUAAAGAUGGAGAAGAUCACAGAUUAUCGCAUAUUUCUGAUGACGAUGAUUUUGAGAGUGAUGGAUUGACUAAGUAUGAAUGCAGUUCCGAUUGCAGUUUGCUUUCCGAUGAUGAUAUAGAUGAUGAUGUGGAAGCACCAUGCUGAAUGGCACUGAUGCACAAGAAAGAUUUGAAUCGGGCGGAGAAGAGCAAUCAAUUUUGGUUUGGUUGGCAAAGGAAUCACCGAAAUCCUCCAAUUGUUUUCUUUGGUGGAGUAGCUUUUUUGGAUCAGAUGCUCAUGGAAUGCCAGGUGAGUAGCUUUCUCAAUGCUGGAUUUUGAAGGCUGUUCGGAAUGAGUGGAAGACAGGUUUGCCUCUCCAACUGAAUGAAGGCCAUAUAACCCAACAAUCCCUCGUGAAGCUAGUUGUGGUUGGUGGCUAAUUUACUGCAAGUCGAUAGGUGGGUUUGUCCGUGGUUACAGGGUUCCUAUACACUAUGUAGCUGCCUUCCUGUGAAAUCAAGAUAGUAAUAGCCUAAAUAUGUUUGUUCACUACGUCAGUCGAGGUUUUGGGGGCAUCUUUCAUUCCCAAGUAAACUUCCGUUGACUCGGAUCCAUUGUUUAGGGCCAGUGAGGAAGGACAAUACAACAAUACAACAACAAAAUUUUGGUA
Magnolia sinica is the source of this 2436-nucleotide messenger RNA. Its product is annotated as protein WHAT'S THIS FACTOR 9, mitochondrial. The record is from RefSeq and is a predicted model, not a curated record. NCBI's taxonomy places the organism in Eukaryota, Viridiplantae, Streptophyta, Magnoliopsida, Magnoliales, Magnoliaceae. Bases 693 to 1931 code for a protein of 412 amino acids. Gene Ontology annotation, molecular function: RNA binding. The transcript is spliced from 3 exons.